Pyrenophora tritici-repentis Pt-1C-BFP is the source of this 3321-nucleotide messenger RNA. Lineage: Eukaryota; Fungi; Ascomycota; Dothideomycetes; Pleosporales; Pleosporaceae. The record is from RefSeq and is a predicted model, not a curated record.
AUGGCCAACCCCGCAGCAGACCCGAAGGCGGCCCCGCUCGCUGACGAGCUCAGGGAGCUUGCUCUCUCGCUAUCCACGACAGUCUUCCCGAAGAACUUUUUCUGCGCCCUUUGCAACCAACUGGCCUUUGACUCCUACAAGCUAAUCUGCUGUGCCAAAUCAGUCUGCUCAUCAUGUCACGCGAACCUCCAGUUUCCCACAACAUGUCCGUCAUGCGACCACUCGCCACUCGAGGCCGAUUCUUGCGUAAUCAACAAGUCACUACGCAACACGAUGCGAGUGUGGCUGCAAAAGCAGAAGAAGAAGGAAGAGGCCAAGGCUGUGGCUCAGGCAGCUACCCCGCCCGUAGAGGUGACACCAGCCGCGCUUGAGGUGCAACCAGUCGCAGGGGGUAAAGAGAAGCCCGUAGACAGUAUUGAGGAAACACCAAAAGUAGAGAGUGGCGCGGUUGAUCAGGCAGCAGGCUCUGCGGACAACGCGGAAGAUGCUGGUCAGCGCGCCGGCUCUGCUUCGGUCCAUCCGAAUGAGGAAAACGUCUCUACUGAGAUCGCAGCCGAGCGACGCGGUAGCAAUGUCUCCGAGAACGUGACAAAGAACACGGAGACGACAGCGACAGACAGCGCGACCGAUGAGCAGAGCAACACAAACGGAGCAAAUGGCAUGAUGGGCAACAAUACAAUGAUGAACGGUCUAGCAGGCCCAAUGGGCUUCGGCUUUCCCAACCAAGGUGCCUUUGCCAAUGGUAUGGGCUGGAACGGUAUGGCUAAUAUGAUGCCCAACGGCGGCUGGAACGGCAUGAAUUCCAUGGAUUUCAACAACAUGAACGGCAUGUACGGCAACUUUGGAGGAAACAUGGGCAUGGGCAUGAACGACAUGUCUGCCAUGAACAUGAUGCAGUAUGGUGGCGGCUAUGGUAAUGGAUGGAAUGGUAUGGGCAGUGGUUAUGGAAACUUCAGCGGGCCCAAUCAGAUGGGUGGCUAUAAUCAAUCUGGAGCAUAUCCCGAGAUGAUGAACCAGUUUCCCAAGAAUAAUUUCCCAAACCAGAACCAGAAUCGUUUCCAUGCCAAUCAAGGAGGAGCACAUGUCCAGCGAAACAACAGGAAUGGCAGCCAGGGAAGCUUUGGUCCUGGUUUUCAGAACGCGCACAGCCGUCCUGGCAGCCGCAGCGGUCUUGCGCCAAACUGUGACGGCCAGUCGCCUGACGGAACUGCUAACGCUGCCCCUGAGGCCAAGACCGAAGGCGAGCAAACGAAGGCGUCCGCAGAGUCUACUGAUGAAGGUAAAGAGAGCGCCGACGGUGGUCUGGUUUGUUCCGAGAAACAGGGUACAGAGAAUGGCGUUCAUCCUGAUGGCGAUGUCGCUAACCAAGCAGGAGACGAUCCAAGCGAAGCAGCACAAGAUGGUGGUUUGAAGCCAAUCCAAACUGUGGAUACGGGUGAUACCGAUGUACCAGGCUACGAUCAGUCCAUGAUGGGCAACGGUAUGCAGGCGGAUAUGUCAUAUCCUCACGGAAUGAUGAAUCAGUUCUCCGGCCAGCACAUGAAUGCAUCCUUCGAUUCUAGCAUGAGCAUGAACAUGGGUUACAACGGCAACUAUGUCCCCCGUGGUGGCUUCAACAAUGGAGCCUAUGGGGCCGCAACAGUUUUGACAGGACAACCCACAGAGCCCAUUGGCGUAGGCGUCGUUGGAGCGCCCACUGGACCACGUGCGAUGCGAGAGGGUCGUCCUAACACUGGCUUCUCAAGCCGGGUUAACAGUAGUCGAUUCCCCCCACCACCGAAGAGUGUCGCAUCUACAAAUGAUAUUGCACCGGCCAGUCCUCAGCGUAGGGUUCGAUCACGAUCCCCUCUACGAGAUGAGAGUAUGCGCGUCAAGGACCGAUCGCCCACCCGUUCACGGUCAAGGUCCAAGGCUAGAGAGGACGUCAGGGACGAGCCACGUGAGCGUUCGCGCUCUGCAGACCGUCAGUCUCGGCGUGAAGACCGCGGACGAUCAGUCACACCAUUGGAUAAUGAGUACGAGAGCCGCAAGGACCGUAAGCAGUACCGAUCUUCCCGCUAUGACGACCGUGAGCAAGAGUACGAAGACAGGUAUCGCGACGAAAAAGGUAGUCGGGGUGAUCGGACGCGAAGCGCAUCAGCAGACUCCAAGUAUCGCAGCAGCCGCCGCGAGAAGGAAAAGCAUCGUUCAUCACGUUCCCACCGCGAGCGAAGUAAAGAGCAUCGCCGCCGUCACCGCUCUCGGUCGCCCCGUGGAGAUGAAAAGUACGAUGACGACGAGGCCUAUGCCAAUGGCGGAAAAGACUCGGACGGUAGCUCUCGACGCAAGCAUAGGAGCGGCGACAAGGAUCGACGCGACCGCUCACGCGAUAGGGAGCGCGAAAGAGACCGUAAAGACAGGAAGGAACGUGAGCGUGACUAUGAUUACGAGCGCGAAAAGGACCGCUCUCGCGACAAAGACAAGGACCGUAGGCGCCGCCGAGAUCGCGAAGCCGAGGACGCCGAGCGCGACUUUGAUGAUGACAAGCACCGUUCUUCACGCCGCAGCCGCAAGGAUAGGGAGCGUGAGCGACGCGACUACGAUGACCAUGACCGACGCGAAUCCGACGAACGCGAGCGGAAUGAUAAGCUCGCGCAGCUCGAGAAGGAGGAUGACGUCGUCGGCCAGAUGAUGAAGAAGCGCGCCGUCUCACCACCCCUCAACGCACCAACCGGCCCUUCGGCAAACGGCUUCAGCAUCAAAGGUCGCUCCAAGAACAUCGCUAUGCCACCGCCUGCUCAGCCCCCUACUGGUCCUCGCGCCUUCCAACCACCCAAGGGCCCGGCCGCAGACCGCAACAAAGACCGUGGCAGCGAUGCUCGAGACCACCGCCGCAAGAGUAGUACGAGCUCAGCAUCUGCCGCCCCUACCGGCCCUGCUCCAAGAGAGAAGGACGCUGUACAAGACCACUACGCCGCGGAACGUGAACGCAACGCCCGCGAGCGCGACAGCCGCGAACGCGUAGUCGACAAGGCCCCAUCAAAGUCCUUGCAUUCUCGUAUUUCCUCAUCUGCCCGCCCCUCACUCUCUAGUAAGCGGUCCCGCGAUGACAUAGACGAUGAGGUUCCUGUACCCAAGGGCCCCAAGGCAGAGGCUAAACCACCUACUGGACCUGCCAACCACCGUGACAAACGCAGAAAGUCUGGUGCCACCGGUGAUGACAACAUUGCCAAUCUCUUCACUGCAGGACUGAGGAAGAACGCCAAGGCUAGACGCGGUGGUGUCAGGACUGAGGGUGACGUCGAGCGCGAGAUGGUGGAGAGGGAAAGGGAACGUAGAUGA